GAAGUUGCGAAAGACAAGAAAGCAGCAUAUUCUCUCUUUCUUUCUUUCUUUCUUUUCAUUUCGUGCCGUCUUCUCAUCUUCUUUUCUUACUCGCCAACAACCAAUCCAAAUCCUAGAAAUUUAAAAUUAAAUAAUAAAUAAAUAAAUAAAUAAAAAAGCUUGGUGGAAAGUGGAAAGCAGAUGGAGUUUGGAGUAUUGGUAAAGUACGACCACCUUUCUUUGUUUUGUUUGUCUAAAUCCAAAUCGGAUUCAUUUACGUAUUUACUAGAUAGAAGAUGAAGAAUGAAAUUCCAGUGUCCAUACAGUGAGCGAGAGAGAGAGGAAACAACACAACUCAGCAAGCAGCUGGUGAAGUAGAAGUAGAAGAAGAAUGGCGGAUCCAGAACCACUUCUUCUGGUGAAUAGUAAUUCGGAGGUGGAGGAGGAGGCAGCAGCAGUACCACCACCACCAAUUCAAUUUAACCGAUCCCACCGAGUAGCAUCCGUUGAUGUCUUCCGUGGCCUCUCUGUUUUUCUUAUGAUAUUGGUUGAUUAUGGUGGCUCCAUCUUCCCAAUCAUUUCUCAUUCCCCCUGGAAUGGCCUUCACCUUGCUGAUUUCGUCAUGCCUUUCUUUCUCUUUCUUGUUGGAAUUUCACUCUCACUUCUUUAUAAGAGAAGGCCACAUAGAAGAACACAAGCUACAUCCAAAGCCUUUGUUAGAGCACUGCAACUCUUUAUUCUUGGCAUUCUUCUUCAAGGCGGUUAUUUUCAUGGGAUAACUUCCUUCACUUAUGGUGUUGACAUCCAAACCAUUCGAUGCUUUGGCAUUUUACAGAGGAUUUCUAUUGGAUACAUUCUUGCUGCUUUAUGUGAGAUCUGGCUUCCAACUUAUUUCACAUCCAAACAUACCGCUUUCUUCUUCACAACUUAUUACUCCCAUUGGUUUGUAGCAGCAAUAUUGUUGGCCAUUUACUCAGGAUUGCUGUAUGGUCUAUAUGUUCCAGAUUGGCAGUUCAAUGUAUCAUCCUCUACUUCUUCUCUGCCUCCAAUUGCUGCCGACCAUCUUUACAUGGUGAAUUGUUCAGUGAGAGGUGAUCUUGGACCUGCCUGUAAUUCUGCUGGAAUGAUUGAUCGCUAUAUUCUUGGUUUUGAUCAUCUAUAUCAAAAGCCUGUUUUCAGAAAUCUUAAGGAGUGCAAUAUGUCUAGCACUGGUCAAGUUUCAGAUACUUCACCGUCAUGGUGUCACGCUCCUUUUGAACCAGAAGGCAUUUUAAGCUCCAUAACAGCUGCAGUUUCAUGUAUAAUUGGACUCCAAUACGGUCAUGUUCUUGCCCAUUUAGAGGACCACAAAGGGCGCCUAAAUCACUGGCUUGGUUUUUCAGUUUCAUUUUUGACCCUCGGAGGGUUCCUGGCCUUAAUAGGAAUUCCUCUAAAUAAAUCUCUGUACACAAUUAGUUAUAUGCUGCUUAGUUCUGCAGCUUCUGGUCUAACAUUUAUGGCUUUAUAUGUUCUGGUAGAUGUUUACGGCCACAGGCGUUUAACAAGUGUGUUGGAGUGGAUGGGGAAGCACUCUUUGAGUAUAUUUGUCCUUGUGUCUUCAAACUUGGCUGUGAUUGCUAUUCAAGGCUUUUAUUGGACCAAACCCGAAAACAACAUUGAAGUGAGCGAAGAAGGUCAUCAACCUCAUCAUGGGGGGAAAGACUAUGUUGACCCACCACCAGCACCCCUUCUCGACUUCGCUGAAAUCAAGCUCUGGUCUUUCUACAGAGCACUCAUUGCCGAGUUCAUAGCAACACUCCUCUUCCUCUACGUCACUGUCGCAACCGUCAUUGGUCACCAAAAACAAACUGGACCAUGCGACGGUGUUGGCCUUCUAGGCAUAGCAUGGUCCUUCGGUGGUAUGAUCUUUGUCCUUGUCUACUGCACCGCCGGUAUCUCCGGUGGCCACAUCAACCCUGCAGUCACAUUCGGCCUUUUCUUGGCUCGUAAAGUGUCUCUCAUAAGAGCUGUUUUAUACAUGGUAGCACAGUGUUUGGGUGCUAUUUCUGGUGUUGGGUUGGUCAAAGCUUUCAUGAAACACCCUUACAACCACCUUGGCGGCGGUGCUAACUCCGUUGCUUCUGGUUACUCCAAGGGCUCUGCUCUCGGUGCUGAAAUAAUCGGUACUUUUGUGCUUGUUUACACCGUUUUCUCUGCUACUGACCCAAAGAGAAGCGCACGUGACUCACAUGUCCCUGUUUUGGCUCCUUUGCCAAUUGGUUUUGCUGUUUUCAUGGUUCAUCUCGCAACUAUACCAAUUACCGGUACCGGAAUCAAUCCUGCAAGGAGCUUUGGUGCUGCUGUUAUCUUCAACAAUGCCAAAGUUUGGGAUGACCAUUGGAUCUUCUGGGUUGGACCGUUCGUGGGAGCAGCUGCGGCAGCUGCAUACCAUCAGUAUAUUCUCAGAGCGGCGGCUAUCAAGGCGUUGGGGUCCUUCAGAAGCAAUCCCACCAACUAGUAUAUAUACUAGAAAUCAUGCAUGCAUAUUGAUAUUCAACUCACUCAUGUCAUGUGUUUGUUUGCAUAUUAAUCAUAAUUUUAUGUGUAUCGAUCGGUAUCACUAUGUUGAACUCUUAAUUAAUUUCUUUUGUAAGUUAGUUACUACUAUUUUUAUUUAUUUAUUAUUUCGGUUGUUUUGUUUGUUUGAGAUGAGGUGUGCAUGUGCGUGCUAUAUUAGCUCAUGACCACAUUUCAUCUAUUUAUAUUUCAAAUUAAUUUUAUUUUAGUAUUA
This is a messenger RNA of Trifolium pratense (red clover), 2749 nucleotides long. RefSeq names its product heparan-alpha-glucosaminide N-acetyltransferase-like. The record is from RefSeq and is a predicted model, not a curated record. Bases 371 to 2476 code for a protein of 701 amino acids. The transcript has 13 exons. Gene Ontology annotation, cellular component: membrane. Gene Ontology annotation, biological process: transmembrane transport. NCBI's taxonomy places the organism in Eukaryota, Viridiplantae, Streptophyta, Magnoliopsida, Fabales, Fabaceae. Gene Ontology annotation, molecular function: channel activity.